This is a messenger RNA of Mucor mucedo, 1070 nucleotides long. Its product is annotated as protein-tyrosine phosphatase-like protein. Gene Ontology annotation, molecular function: phosphatase activity. Lineage: Eukaryota; Fungi; Mucoromycota; Mucoromycetes; Mucorales; Mucoraceae. The coding region runs from base 353 to 961 and encodes 202 amino acids. Gene Ontology annotation, cellular component: nucleus. The transcript is spliced from 2 exons. The record is from RefSeq and is a predicted model, not a curated record. Gene Ontology annotation, biological process: protein dephosphorylation.
UUUUUUUUUUUUUUAAUUAUAAUUGAUAUUAUUUGGCAAAGAUAAAAAAACGCUUUCUUCUUUUCAAAUUCAAGCCUGGAAAGUUACAUGUGUUAUUCAGCCUAACUUUCUUUUAAAAAAAAAAAGUAUUCUUUCAACUUAUGCAACCUAUUCUUCAACUCUUUGCUCCUCAGACUCCAAACGUACUUUGCGGCGGCUGUGCAUCAUCUUUCGCCAUUGCUCAAUAUCCACAAGAUUCUGACCCUGGAUAAUUUACCUCAUAAUUUCUAAAUACAACAACAAUAAUAACAAAAACUUAACUAUUUUACAACACAAACAAACAAACACAAAACAACAACAACAACAACAAAAAAUGAUCCCCCAAAGAACAGGUACUCCUCUCGGUCGUAUGCUUUCUUUAAUAGAAAUGCCCUCCGUGUCACUUCGGUUUCUCAUAUUAGAUUGUCCAACCGAAUCCACUCUUCCAUUUUAUCUGGAAGAAUUUAAAAGAUAUAACGUAACACAUGUUGUUAGAUGUUGUCAGCCCACUUACACAGCUACACGAUUAAAUGAACAAGGCAUUCAAGUUCAUGAUUUACCUUUUAAAGAUGGUGGCGUGCCUCCUCCUAAUGUGGUUGCUGAGUGGUUAUCUAUAGUAGAUCUAGAAGAACGUGCUUCGGCCGAAAAGGAGUUUCCUCCCACUAUUGCUGUGCACUGUGUUGCAGGCUUAGGUCGUGCUCCUGCCCUUGUUGCUAUAGCAUUAAUAGAAUUAGGCAUGCAACCUUUAGAUGCAGUUGAAUUCAUUCGAAGAAAGAGAAGAGGUGCAUUCAAUAAACCACAGAUUGCUUAUCUCGAUAAUUACAAGAAGACACUGCGUUCAAAAUCAACUUCAUCCAUUAAGACUUCCUUCACUAGAAUCUUCCGUUUUGGCUCCAAGAAAGAUGUGGAUCCCACUAGUAUCACCGUGAGCAGCUGCGUCUAAAUCUCUUUUUCAAAAUAAAAUCUUUUUUUUUUUCUUCUUCUUCUUCUUUUCUUCCCUCGUUUUAUUUUAAUACAAGAUGCAGAAACCUAAAGGCCAUGUAGAUAAUCUA